AACAUCAACGCUCAUGCAACUACGCAAAUAUAGGACAAUCUACAUUGAAUCUCUGAAACACCAUUUUCAAUAGGACGUACCCUCUGUCACGAUGUGGUUCGACAUGCUGGCUAGACUUGAAGUUGCUAAUAGUUAACGAAAGAGAGGAACCCGCAUGUUGCUUGGGCUGCCAAGGAUUAUCACGUCGGCAAGACUGAAUGAACUUUUCGAAAACGAAUUGCAACAAUGAAUUCGGUGACUCUGCUCAAAGAAUCUGUUGCUAAAUGUCUGUUGUCGUGUCAAUCGGUGAAGCUGUCACCGAAACCCACUGCCGGGGAGCAUGAUACCUACCCCUCACCCAGAUUGUCGGCACUGCUUCCGAGAUAACGGCUUUUACCCGAGUGGUAGCCCAAUGAUCGUCAUCCAAACCACAAAACGGCAUGUUCUGUCUACCGAAUUGAACACAUGGGAAAGGCAAGUCUAUUUAUCUCGACAGGAUGUUCCCAAGAAGGCUAUCGGCGCUUCAGUCACUCCGUUUCGUGCGCUGGUCGUCAACCUUUUCCCAAGGCUUGUCAGGUCUUAAGAUCAACUCCGAUCGUCUCCAAGAAACGAUUCACCAUACCUGCCAAUGGGGAGCGGCUCAUCGAUAUGGCAGGGGCUCAAAUGAAACUGGCAUGGCCCGGCUGACUCUCUCGGAUGAAGAUGCCGCCGCGAGACGAUGGUUCAUAGAAGAGACGCAGAGGCUUGGCUGCGAUGUCAAAGUUGAUCAGAUGGGCAACAUAUUUGCCAGGAAAAGAGGAUCGCUGGGCUCCAAACUGCCCAUGACCGCCAUGGGCAGCCACUUAGAUACCCAACCACAAGGCGGUAGAUACGACGGUAUACUGGGCGUCAUUGCCGGUAUCGAAGCACUUAGAACGAUGAAAGAGAAUGGCUAUCACUCUAAAUUCGAUAUUGGGGUUAUCACUUGGACAAAUGAAGAAGGCGCCAGGUUUCCUGGCACAACAGUCUCCUCCAAAGUCUGGGCAGGAGAAAUACCAAUACAAAGGGCUUGGGAUCUGAGAGAUGUUUCAGAUCCCUCCAUCACAAUGAAGUCAGAACUCGAGAGACACGGAUACCUAGGGAAAACCCCGUGUACGGCAACUCAUGGUUACCCGCUAGGGGCGCACUUUGAACUACAUAUCGAACAAGGUCCUUUGUUGGAAUCCAGAGGGAGAAAGAUCGGAGUCGUCCGAGGCGUGCAAGCCUGCAGAUGGCUCACUUUUACCGUAGUCGGCCGAAGUGCCCACUCGGGUACGACGCCUUAUUCGGCAAGAAAAGAUCCCCUGCUAGCUGCGGCGAAGAUGAUUGCGACCUCGAACGAGCUGGCCCAGAAAUCCGGGGCUUUCGUGACCACAGGAGUCAUCAAAGUUCCUCCGGGAUCAUCGACCAACGCAGUUGCUUCAAGGGCAACGUUCACAGUGGAUAUUCGCCAUCCAGAUGAUAAGGCCAUCUCUGAGGUCCAAGAACAAUGCCUCGCCUUCUUCCAGGAGAUCUCACGCGAGAAUGGCGUGGAGCUGAGCUGGAGCAUUGAUGUGAAUUCGCCAGCCACCACUUUCGAUGAGGACUGCGUGUGGGCCGUCGAGACGGCGGCGAAUGGUAUCGUGGGCCACGACGGCUGGCUUCGCAUGACGAGCGGAGCGACGCAUGAUAGUGUCAAUACGAGCAAACACUGCCCGACUACUAUGAUCUUCGUACCUUGCAAAGAUGGAGUCAGUCAUCAUCCAGAGGAGUAUUGUAGCCCGGAGAAUUGCGCCUUGGGAGCGCAGACUCUACUUGAAUCUGUCAUCAUUUACGACAACAUGAGACACGAAAACGUUCAAUAACUGCCAGUGCUGAAAUUCCACCCAGAAUCUAUUGCUCAUAUUCCUGCGAGUAACCUCACUUGAAAGUCUUGAUAGUUCAGCGUUUACCAAUCCACUCAAUCCUAAUCCCCUGGGGCAUGCAGAUGAGGUACAAAUGAGUUGGGAAGUUUGAGACAUCUUUAGCAAUCCCGCGCGGAGAUUUCGACAUGCUGCGCGAUCCCCCAGCUUCUACAGACUAUGUUCAACCAAGUCCCAUGUACUCUGCGUAUAGAAUCCUAUGGUAUUCAUCACACUGACUCGUAAUCCUUUUCAGUCAGUUCAGAGGAGGUUUCACUGUCUCUUUUUUAGAAAAUGUGAGAACCUGUAUAAGUAGCUUUCAGGCAUAUCGAUCCUUCGGCCUUGAGCGCGACGCGAUUUAAGAGGACGUUGUCAGUUGCUCA
This is a messenger RNA of Colletotrichum acutatum, 2260 nucleotides long. Its product is annotated as hydantoinase/carbamoylase family amidase. The transcript has 4 exons. The record is from RefSeq and is a predicted model, not a curated record. NCBI's taxonomy places the organism in Eukaryota, Fungi, Ascomycota, Sordariomycetes, Glomerellales, Glomerellaceae. Gene Ontology annotation, molecular function: hydrolase activity, acting on carbon-nitrogen (but not peptide) bonds, in linear amidines. The coding region runs from base 477 to 1841 and encodes 454 amino acids.